This is a messenger RNA of Daphnia carinata, 3439 nucleotides long. RefSeq names its product ecdysone-inducible protein E75-like. The record is from RefSeq and is a predicted model, not a curated record. Gene Ontology annotation, biological process: positive regulation of transcription by RNA polymerase II; negative regulation of transcription by RNA polymerase II; cell differentiation. The transcript is spliced from 4 exons. Gene Ontology annotation, molecular function: nuclear receptor activity; zinc ion binding; RNA polymerase II cis-regulatory region sequence-specific DNA binding. Lineage: Eukaryota; Metazoa; Arthropoda; Branchiopoda; Diplostraca; Daphniidae. Bases 567 to 2711 code for a protein of 714 amino acids.
CUCCCAAUGUUGCACCGUCUCUCUCUACGGUCGCCCUCAGCUGGUCGUCCUUUUCAAACAGAGAACUUCGACCGGAUCCCACCAGUGUGGCUUUGAGCGUGGCCAAGUGCCCAAGUCAAGGAGAGAGUCUCCACCAGUUUAUUGUUUUUCUUUUUUUUCUCGGCAGUAAGCAGCAGGGUUUCAUUUUUUUUCCCCAUUUUACGACCUGUUUCCUUUUUUUUUUUUUUUAACGCGGCCAACUAAGCCUUCCAUCAGUUUCUCGGUAACUUUCGACUAAAUCAGUCGCUUUGGAUCAUCAUUUUUCUGUUGUCCGUCACGCCACAGUUUUAUUUUUGGGAUCUCAGUGUGACGGGUGUGUGUGUGUUUUUUUGCGUCCCACAACAAGUUGCUAGUGUUGCCUCACCCCCACGUGAUUAACAAUGGAAUAUUUGGUGCCAAUGAGACAGUGAUCAUUUGACUUAAACUAUAAACGCAACGAGAUAGCAUUAGUGCAUCACCUUGAGUUUUUUUCUCGACUCACAACUAAAGUAGAGUCUUUGACACUGGCCGUGACGGUAGGCAACAUCAUGGAUCCAUUGAACAGCAUCGGCAUGAGCGGCAUCGAUCCGUCUUCCCAGCUACCUACCUAUCAGAAUUACAGCGUCACUUCUAACCUACUCCUACACGGUGGCGUUCAUCCAGCGGUCAAAUUAGAGAAUGGCCCUUCAACUGUUCCAGUUCAUCCGGUCAUACCCCCAAGUGGAAGAGGCGGCGUGGUCAAGUACUGCGGUGUGUGUGGCGACAUCGCCAAGAGUUAUCAUUUCGGCGGACUGUCAUGCGACUCGUGCAAGGCUUUCUUCCGUCGUUCCAUCCAGAACGAUAACUACGUACAUUUCCAAUGCUGGCACCGUGGUCAGUGUGUCAUCUCUCUAUCCAAUCGUAAGAGCUGUCAGUAUUGCCGGAUGAAGAGAUGCUUCGCAAUCGGGAUGGAAAAGAGUUGGGUCAUGACCGAAGAAGAACGCAAAGCUUUAAUGAAAGCUCGAGCUGAGAAGAAACUCAGCAAACAAUUAGCGGCUUCAGCAACGUCGACGACGACCGGUGGCAAAUCGAUCUACAACUAUUCCUCGGAUGAUGGCGGUUCAACGACGAGUGGCAGCGACUACGAGCCGCAGAUCGAACGGAUGAUAGAUUUCCUGGCUCCGGUUGAAAUCAAGGAAAUCGAAUCGAUCGUCACGAAAUACAUGCACGCCUACCAACACGUUCCUUAUCGCACCGAGCUGCGCUUCUUCGACAACGACCGGCCCGGAGUUCAAGUCAUGGAGAUGUUUGGGACUCUGAUACGUCGGUUCGCCUUCUAUGCCCGUCUGAUGGCCGAUUUUUCCAGCUUACCAUUCCCAGAUCAGAGCUGCCUUUUGAAGGGUGGCGUCUUGGAGAUGUGCGUGCUGAGAGGCGCUCUAGUCUACGACCCAUUGAAGAAUCGCUGGCCCAACGCCAACAUGUCCAUGUACAAAGACGCGCCAGUCCUCAAGCUGGACAACAUCGGUCACAUGACGUCCAACCGCAUCUUCCAGAUGCACAUGGAAUUCAUCAACUGCAUCCAACAGAUGGGCGUCGACGAGCCGACCAUCAUGUUACUUAUCUUGAUUGUUUUGUUCACGCCCGAAAGGGCCGGCCUCAUCCGGACCAAAUGGAUCGAGAAAUACCAGGCCUACUACACGUCGCUACUGGAACGUUACAUGAGCUGGCGCUUCGGCACCCAUCGAUCGAAAUUCAUGUUCGGUAAACUGUUAACGAAACUGAGCGAUCUGCGAGAAUUGAGCGACACACAUAACCGUCACAAUCUACAGUUAGGAAAUGAUGAGAUUUCGUCCAUACAACAUCAGCUGCAGCAUUUGAAGAUCAACCCUUAUCCCGAAUGUAAAGUGAUACCGGAAGAUGUGGGUGUACCUGUCAUGGCAGCUGCCGAUCCUUCCAUCCCUGUUCAGUCUAGUUUCCCAGUAACCGACGCCGCUCAAUCCUAUUAUGCUCCGACGUCCGACGGUGCACUUCCUAGAACGUACACUAGCGGCUGCAGUACAGAACGGGAUGCCUCUGGAAGCAGUUACCUACCUCAUCAUCAGUUCCCACCGGUUCAACCUCAGCAACAUCAUUACCCACCACCGUAUCCUAGUGGCGCUGCCCAAUCGAACGAACCGUACAUUAAUCGACAGUCAUCGAGUUUAUCGUCCUCAUCUUAUCCUUCCUCAUCUUGUUGCUUAGAAGGUAACACUGGCACACCGGCAGGCCAACAAGACCCUUAUCGAGCUUACCAACAACACCAACCACAACAACCACAACAACAACCGCCUCAAAUGGCCAAUAUGGCAUUACAGUUUAUGCAAGCCAUUCAACAAUCAGUUAAUCAGGUAGUGAAUGUUCCCGAUUUCGGUUUCGAUUGGGUCAAACCCGAUUACCAGUUCGACCCGAUGGUCGAUGAUGAAAUAUUAGACGUGCUCGAUGCCAAGGCGUCGACGCAUCAGAACUAUUGCAUUUCAUCUGUCGAAGAUCCGUCUUCGCCUGAUUCGAAAUCGAGUAGCAGCAGUUGCGGGAGUAGCUACAGCGAAUUAAAUCGAGCCGAUGUUGUGGCCCUGGUGGACGAACAAGCAUCAGCUGAUGUGACUCUAACCCAGCGGACCAUGGAAGAAUUGUACGAAGCGCUGGAAGAAUAUUCAGAACUUUAUGACGGCCAUUGAUGCCCACCCCCACCCUUUUAUUUAUUUUUUAUUAUUAUCCUUUUUUUAUAACAAAGAAAAAAGAUUUAAAAAAAAAAGAAGAAACAGUAGCUCAUUAUGGUUAUUAUUUCUGGUUAUGUUUUUGUGUUUUUUCUUACGAAACCUUAUGACCAGUGUAUAUUGUAUUUUCCCUGCAGUUCAAAACGAGGUUCAGUAGCUAUGUAAGCAUUUAUCUUUUUUGAAAAAGAAAUUUUUAACUGGACCACCGAGUUGUUGCCCAAACAUUUAUCACUACCCUUUAUGCUGUAAUCACCUCACGUACCUGCUCCUUCCACUUUAAUUGUAACCUUCACUGAAAUGCAGGAUAGCUGCAAAGUGCGAUGCAUCUGAUACGUCAAGGGACUCGAACGAAAUGAAGAACAAUGUUUCGAUGGGAUCACAUUUAUAAUUGUCUUAAAUGAUUUCUUUAGGGCGAUGAACGUAAUAGAGUAAACACAAUCGUUUCCCUAUUUAAUAUUAUGAUUAGUUGUUGUUACAUUUGAAAAAAAUGUUAUCACUAUCAAUACAAUCAGUUGGGGAUGGAUUGUUGUCGGCAUGUUUUCUAAAAAUUCCGUUUAAUGGUAAACGACAUUACACCGUUAAACAGUUGAGCUAAGAGAACGGUAUACGUAUGAUGUUAUACCAUCCUUUGUAAACCCAGAAUAUUAUGCGUUUUUUGUUGUUAUUAGAUAAUACAACGUUGUCCCAAA